Symbiodinium natans is the source of this 3624-nucleotide messenger RNA. The record is from the annotation of a GenBank genome assembly. Lineage: Eukaryota; Dinophyceae; Suessiales; Symbiodiniaceae.
AUGCCUCAGAACCGCAGCCAAGGGAUGAUGCGAGCGAUGUGUGUGUCGGGGGAUCGGUCAGUAGAGCCGGUCGCUGGCGGGCGCUGCAGUAAGCAAGUCCUUCGGGCCCUGGAGGGGCCUACUGGCAAUGAGCGGGAAGGGUGGCGUCCAAGUCAGGCCUUGACAUGCAUUAGGUCGGAGGGGCUUGAGCGCGGUGUGUGGAUGUUGGACUCUGGCUCCAUAACUCGGAAGGAGGCUGAGAGGCCGAGUAACGGUCUCGAGGAAGCUGACCGAGAAUUAAGCAUGGAGUUGCGUGAGGAGCUUGUGUGUGAGUUUCAUGGUGAAAGUGAUGGGCGGAGCGAUAAGCCUGAAGAGGCGGAGAGUGCCUCUGAGGAGGGCGGUGACAGUCAUCGCCAGGAUGCCCGCUGGGCUGCGUCGUAUGAGCGUGUGCUUGAUCGUGAAGAGUUGAGAUGCGUUGGAGGUGAGUCGCUUGGAGAAGUCUAUGCGACAAGGACCCAGCAGGAGAUCAUGGAUUUUGAAAGUUGGCUUGAUGAGCGGCAGCUGAGGCUGGCGAGCAUGCAUGAGGAAGAGCUGCAACAAUGGAUAGAUGAUAUGCCUCCUGCUUCGGAGGCGGCUCAAUUGAAGCGGCUAGAAAUCAACAAGUUGUGGGAGGACGUUGAAGACUUGCGCUUGGAGUUGACGCAGUUGUGCUUGAAGCAAAUAACUGAAGACUCACAAGCAUUAGCUGAGGCCCAAGCCAUGCCUGCUGAUGUUCAUGAACAGGUAGUGCUUCAGACGCGGAUAGUUGCAAACAUGCAGGUGAUGGCAAACUGGGAGCUCUGGAAACCUGCCGUUGAGGCAGAACUUGGAAGCCUGAUACAGGACAAGCAGGCGAUCUAUGAGACAACUCAGAAGGAGUUGGACAAGCUGCAGGCGCAGGGCUACAAGGUUUUGUUGAUCCCAAGUAAAGCCAUUUUUACCAUAAAAGCCCCGGGGGGCAAGUAUAAGUGUAGAUUAGUAGCCUGCGGAAACUACCUUAGCAGUAGCGAGGGCAGCAAACUGGAACAUAGGCAGACUGUCUACACCCCCAGCAUAGGGAUAGAUGCCCUACGUACAGCGUUGGCCUUCAGCACGCGAAGGAGGCACACGUUAAUCACAGUAGACAUAAAGGCCGCAUUCCUCAAUGCGCAGCUAUUGCCACGUAAUCGGGGCAGCGCUGAGAAGGUUGCUGCAGAAGCCAGUAAUGCAAUCGAUCAGGUUGAGGUGCCGUCGUCCAGUAGUCAUUUCCAGCAACAGUCACAGCAACAGCAUCAGCGCCAACAGCAGACUCAGAAAGAGAAGACAGAGAGUAUUUUGGCUCAAGACUCGCGGCUCGACGAAGUGACCGAUGAAGUGGUGGCCCUAGUACCUCCACGUGUCCUCGUUACACAGGGAGUUUUCAGCUCCCAGGCGCGGCUCAUCAUUAAAAAGGCUCUCUAUGGGCUUGAUCAGUCCCCAAGAGAUUGGAGUUUUCAGCGUGAUCAAGCAUUGCGGAAGAUCAUCAUCAGGCAUAAAGGCACAGAGUACCGUUUGUAUCAAUCGUUAGCUGAAGACAGUCUUUGGCUACUCAGUAGCGAAAAACCGCUCAGAGGAAUGGAAGCCACGCUGAACAUCUCGCCUGAAACAUCGGCAAUCGCUGGAUGGGUUGCUGUGUAUGUAGAUGACGUCCUGGUAGGAGCUGAGAACAGCUUAGCCUGGGCAGUGAUUUCUGCUAUCCGUGAGCGAUGGGAGUGCUCGGAGCCUCAAGAAGUUGUGAAUGGCUCCCAGGGAAAGGUGAGAUUUUUAGGAAUCGACCUCAGCUGGAAUGACAAUCGUGACUUGGUUUUGUCUCAGGCCUCAUACAUUCGAGAACUGGAGCAACGGUACAAAUCGCAGCUUGAUGGGUUAGGAAAACCAACGACUCCGUUGCCAAAUGCCUUCGACGACGACGCCAGCGAAGAGUCAAGCGACGUUGAAGACGUUAGACGAUGUCAAACCAUAGUGGGAGAAAUGCUUUGGGCAAGUAUCCGAACGAGACCAGACAUUACUUUCUCGGUUUCAAAAUUAGCUGCUGCAAUCACACGAGCUCCUGUAGGAACCUACAGAUCUGCACUUCACACGCUGGCCUAUCUAGUGGCAAGUGCAGAGUGUGUGUUGAUUUAUCCACGUGAUGAGCGAGAAGUGUGGAAGCAGUAUAAGAAGUCCACCGCUAUGGAGGUGCUUCUUGAAGGAUAUGGGGACGCGUCAUUUGCUCCAGAGGCCAAGAGAUCGAUGCAAUGCGUCCAGGUGCACACCGAAGGGGCGCUUACCGGAUGGUCGUGCGCAAGACAGGCUUUCAUGGCUCAAAGUUCUUGUGAAGCGGAAAUGAUAGCUUUGAUGGAGUUAGCUAACUACACCAUCAGUAGCUCUUAUGUAUUUGACGAGUUGCUGCAGCGGCGCUCUCGCAAGGAGUUGCUGGGCGACAAUGUAGCGGCGCUGGCCUUGUACGGUGGUACAAGUGCUAGCUGGAGAACCAGGCAUCUAAAAAUCAGAGCUAAGGCUUUUGCUGAGCGAUACAUGGAGGGUGAUCUUCCGGCAAAUCAUAUAGCCGGGGAAUUCAACCUGGCUGACUCAGGCACCAAAGCCUUGGGGGCAGCACGUCACUGGAAACUGUGUGAUUUGAUGGGAUUGCACAUACCGCGUGGGCAGACUAAGCUGGCGCAUGUGAGCACUGAGCACAAAGUAGAGAAUGCGUCAGAGUCGAAGCGCUACUUGCAAGCGGUGAUAGUGGCAUGCUGUUUGUGUAGUGCAAGUGCCCAACCGACGCCGGCUGCGAACUCAGAGGGAGAUGCCGCGUUGUGGGCGCUAAUCUGUUUGGUGGCAGUAACCUCCAUUGCCUUGUGGGAAGCAGGGAAAGCGUUUGUGCGAUGCUGUCUUAGGUAUGGGGCGCAGAGGCGUCCUGUCAGAGUGUCGGAAGAUGAGAGCGAUGAGAGACUGCCAGAAAGACAGCCCGAUAGUGAAGAUGAGCUUGAAGAGCAAACUCCCCUGCAACUGGCCCUGCAAGAGAUUGAAAGAGAGAGGGAAGGAGUGAGGGAGAGAGAGAGGGAAGAACAGCAGCAGCAGGACUAUGAAGAGGGCUUGCGUAGAAGAGGAGCCAGGAUUUAUGUAGCAGAGCCAGAGUUGGAGCCUCCGCUGCCUGCAUCGCCGGCGAUGAACCCAGGCUUCCAGAUGGCCUUGACAUCCGUGCAGUCACUGGUCGUAGGAGAUCUUUCAUCACCGAAAUGGCACGCCAGUAUGUACUCGACGACAGCUUUCGAGGCGAAGGAGCUCAAAGAUACUUGGAAGCUGAAUGGAGGGGAAGGACUGAGCUCGAAAUCAGUCGAGCCAUCCUUCAAAUGGUGCGUCCUGCGCCAUUGCCAGAAGGCAUGCGAUAAGGGAAGUGAACGUAGCGUAGACUGCACACAACAGGAGCUGAGAUGCCGAGAUGAGUUCUGCAUUAGUCUGUUAAAGGCUGAGGUACUGCGAAUCGCAGUAGGGGGAGCGCGUGUACAGCAGAAGCUCCUUGGCAAAGUAUGUGACUGCAAGUGUUGGUGUGAGCCAGUACAGGAUGCUCAAGCUGAAACGCUAUCCAGCACUUCCAAAAGUUAA